AGGUUACAGUUUUGUUGUCUUUGUGUAAAGGAGUGGAGCUCGAUCUCGCAUCACUCUUCCCUCUUCCCCGAGUCCUUUCUAAACUCUCCCCCGGGUUUUUACCCUCCCGAACCUCUCCCCUUCUACCCUUACAACCCCAACCCUCCCCCCGAUCAGUCGGCAGCGCUCUAAGCAGAUCCAUCUUGGUGACCAAAGAUUCUCAGUUUCUGUACGGACCACUAUAAUUGCAGUUAUGGACUCCGGAGUAAUUGAAGGCGGACUCAAUGUCACCCUUACUAUAAGGCUGCUCAUGCACGGCAAGGAGGUUGGAAGUAUAAUUGGAAAGAAGGGUGAAUCUGUGAAGAAGAUGAGAGAAGAGAGUGGAGCUCGCAUUAACAUCUCUGAAGGCAAUUGUCCUGAACGGAUCAUCACUUUGGCAGGUCCGACGACGGCCAUCUUUAAAGCGUUCUCUAUGAUUAUAGAGAAGUUGGAAGAGGAUAUCAGCAGCUCAAUGACAAACAGCACAGCUACCAGCAAGCCUCCAGUGACUCUACGCAUCGUAGUGCCUGCCAGCCAGUGUGGCUCGCUCAUUGGGAAAGGUGGCUGCAAGAUCAAAGAAAUUCGAGAGUCAACUGGUGCUCAGGUACAAGUGGCGGGAGACAUGCUUCCCAACUCCACAGAGCGUGCCAUCACCAUUGCUGGAACUCCGCAGUCAAUAAUUGAGUGUGUUAAGCAGAUCUGCGUGGUCAUGCUUGAGUCUCCCCCUAAGGGGGUCACCAUCCCCUACCGACCCAAGCCUUCAGGAUCACCUGUCAUCUUUGCAGGCGGACAGGCCUAUGCUGUACAAGGACAGCACGCGAUCCCACAGCCAGAUUCUUCCUCUGCUGCUAUUUCUCCACAGCUCACCAAGCUUCACCAGCUGGCUAUGCAGCAGAGCCCUUUCCCUAUUGCACCAGGCAACCAGGGAUUCACUGGGAUAGAUGCUUCUGCUCAGACUAGUUCACAUGAGAUGACCAUUCCAAAUGAUCUGAUCGGAUGCAUCAUUGGCCGCCAGGGAGCCAAGAUCAAUGAGAUCAGGCAAAUGUCUGGAGCCCAGAUCAAGAUCGCAAAUCCAGUGGAUGGAUCAACUGACCGGCAGGUUACCAUCACAGGCUCGCCCGCCAGCAUCAGUCUGGCAGAGUACCUCAUCAAUGCAAGUGUAGAGUCCUCUAAACCUCCUCCCUCCUCCUCCUCUUCCUCCUCCUUGAACCCUGAACAGACCAGCUUGUGCCCUCCUUCCACCUCUACUACUACUACUACUACCACUACUACUACCACCACCACCUCCUCUGCCGCUACCUCCUCCUUCUCCUCUUCCUCCUCCUCUUCUUCCUCUUCCUCCUGUGUGGCGCCCCCUACAGCCUCCAUCCCUCUGUCCUUGUUGGCUCCAGGGCCACCUCCUUCCUCCUCCUCCUCCUCCUCCUCUUGCUCCUCCACCGACUCCCUGCUCCCCAGCUCACCCGCCUGUGUGUCGAGUCUCCUCAGUCUCAAGCCCCUGCCUCUCCUGGCCCUCCAUGUUGUCAGUGGGGCCAGUAACCCCCCACACCCAAUUCCCACUGAGCCCAAAGUGGCCCCCGAGCUGGGCUCCAAGUCCAAAAGGCGAAGGCUCUCCCCUUACUAAUGAAGGAAACAUAAGUCAUCUCCUCCUGAAGUGCUGACAGUGCUCUUUGUUGUCUGUACCUGCACUUGCUUUUGUAUCUGGCUGCGCCAUGCCUCGCUUACAGCACAAAGCAGCCCCCUGUUACCAAGCCAGAGAGGUGGUUAACGCCAUAUUUAUAAAAUAUCUGUAGCUUGACUCUACCUGUCUCUUUAAAAUGUGACAUGUCGAGUGCAUUAUAUUUUUCAAGGACUUUGAAUUUAGCAUGGACAGGGAGUAGUUUAACCGAAUCUCUCUCUCUCUCUCGUUGUGUAAGCUCUGCUCAGGUAGCGGCUCCUUUAAGAUGUCACGUUGUACCUGUGGAAUUUGAUUUCUCUCUCGUUAUUUUUACGUGACUGUUGUUAGUUUACAAAAAGGGUUGUCUCGUGAUUUGUUUGCUGAUUUAAGAAAAAUUAAAAAAAAAACAGAGUAAUUUUAAAUCAAAGUAAAUCUUCCCUCAGGUAUCAAAGCCACUUAUUUAUGCUUUGGAUUUUGUUGAUUAUUUAAAAAAUCUAAAAUGACCCAUCUACUUUAGCUUACCAAUAAGAGAUGAUUAAUAAGAAGGCACCAGAUUUAUGUAGGUAAUUUUGUCUCAUCUCAAAAAGAUGAAAAUACAUUUCUGAGAGCUUUAGGAUUUAGCUCAUAAGUUUGUCUAUUAAACUUGAAAACAGGAGCAAAACAAGAGCAGAAUCAUGUCAAAGUCCCACUUGAGGCAUUUUUGAUUGAUUCUCAUAUAUUUACAUCAUCUGUGAAAAGUUGUCUGGAAACAUUGCAGUGUGGGUGAAAUGAACUCUGAAUAAGCUUACCCUGGUUUCUGCAUGAAAAGAGUAAAAUUGAAUCAGAUCAAAUAAAUAGGAUCAUGUUUUCCCAUAUUUGUGAGGGCAAGGAGUUUUUAGCAAAAGACGAUCAGUCAGUAAUAUAUUUGGGCACAUAAAAGUUGGACACUAAUUAUAGAAAAGGUUAGGUUACCAUAACUGAUUAGAGAAUUAAGGCCUCUCAAUUGAUUAUUGAGGAAGGUAUUCAUUAUUUUCAACAUGCCAUUUAAAAAAAAUAACCCUUGAGCAAUAUUUGAAAUGUUGGUGUCAUUUCUAACCAGAAAAUCUUUCUUGUUAAAUAAAAACAGCACAAAAUCUAAAUCAGAAUAAUUAUGUGCCGACUUGUAAUUUUUUACAAAUUCUGUAAGUCAAUUAAAUAACAAAAAAGGCCAAAAAUCAAAAAAUAGUAGUCAUAUAGCUUUCAGAAGAACUAAGUUGUUUGCUCCUGUUUUGCAGAGUUUCCGCUAAACCUGUGCAGCUUUAUUUUUAUCUGUAACCAUAAGUAGUGUGAGUCCCGUUUACUAAGUUUUUGAUUAUUUAGUCCCUUUGCUAGUUCAUUCAGAUUAUGCCAGAUUUAGAUCAGCUGCUGACUUAAGAUGUAUCUUUAUUUGUAACAACCCCCCCGCCUCCAGGCUAGACAUGUAAUGGGUUUCUGUAAGAGCACAUUUCCUGGUGUAUAAAGCCAGAUGACCUCCUUCCAGAGGUUUAUAUGGUAAUGAUGUAAUAAUGUAGAGUAAAUAUUGAUGUUUUCUCUGUUCUGUCUGAUUGCAUGCCUUCCUCUCUCUCCUCCCCUGCUCUGUGGGUGUGUAUCUGUUUU
Messenger RNA from Xiphophorus maculatus (southern platyfish), 3286 nucleotides. RefSeq names its product poly(rC)-binding protein 2. Gene Ontology annotation, cellular component: nucleus; cytoplasm; nucleoplasm. The transcript has 13 exons. Gene Ontology annotation, biological process: regulation of gene expression; regulation of RNA metabolic process. NCBI's taxonomy places the organism in Eukaryota, Metazoa, Chordata, Actinopteri, Cyprinodontiformes, Poeciliidae. The record is from RefSeq and is a predicted model, not a curated record. The coding region runs from base 233 to 1639 and encodes 468 amino acids. Gene Ontology annotation, molecular function: single-stranded DNA binding; mRNA binding.